UCAUAAGAUGCAUUAUGAAUACUCUACUAGCAAGGAACAAGAAUGAUCUACACUAAAACAUCCUAGAACUAACCUAAUCACCCUUGAUCUCCCUAACCCAUGAAUUCAAAAGGUGAUUACUCACUAAUCUCCAUGAUUCUUCUUAAACCCAUAUUGGAUUUCAAAUUAAUCAUGUAGAGAAAUAGAUAAGAGAUCAACAAGAACACAAGAUGAAAUCAAUGCAAUCUAAAUCAAAAGAAGUUUUUUACUAGUUCUUCUCUAGAAAAGAGAUUAUUUGCCUUCCAUGGCUUACAAAAGUAUUUAACUUAGGUUUAGAAAGUGUAAAACAUCAAAACAAAUGACCAAAAGGCCCCUGAAAUAACAUCAAAAUCGUCCAAGCAAAACACGCGGAGUGACCUAGCAUAGUCGCUCCAGGAGGUCGCUCCCGACGCGUUUCUUCGUGUCUCGCCCCGUCAAAACGCGAGCUACUUGAACUGGUCGCUCUGGCUGGGAGUGACUUGAGCUAGUCGCUCUGGCUGGUUGCUCUGGCUGGGAGCGACCUCGGUAGGUCGCUCCAGGAUGCUCGAACAGGGUGGAUAUGUCUCUAGUAAAUUGGUCAUAACUCCUUCAUUACAUCUUCAAAUGACUUGAAACCACUUCCAUUAGAAAGCUAACUCAAAUUGCUGUGUCUUCACAAAAUCUUAGCAACAGAAGAUUUCUCUAAAGGCUCCAUCCAUGCUCAUCUUUCACCCCCCUUUUGGAUCACAAUGCUCCCAAACAUCUCAAAUCACUCCAUGGCACACUUCAGCACCUAAUAAGGACAAUGAAUGCAAAAUGCGACCUAGACAUGGCUAAAUCCUAAUCUAUAUGAUAAAAAUGCUCAUAGAUGAAUGGAUAAAACAAUGCAAAUAUGCAAGAUAUCAAUCUUUUACGUACAAUCACUACCAAAUAUCUAGAAUUAGUUUUAGGAUCCACAUAGUCUCAAAAUAAAUCAUAGCUAUAACAUGUUUUUACCGGUGUCACUUGCUUAACCUUCGUUCCAAGGAAUAUACAUUAAAUUAUACAUAUUUAUUUUGGUUAUUCAGCCCAGUUUUUGUAUUUGUGUUCUUAUUAUACGCUCCAAGUGUAUGAAAUUAACAGAUUAGGAGAAAUGAAAUAUGUGUUUACUGUUUUCAUGCACCAACGAGGUAGAAUAGGCUUGUUUGAUUCUCAUGAAACAUUCAAAAUCUAAGUUAGCAGCAGUUCUGAUCUCCACAGCUAAUAAAGCCAACUUUUUUGUAGUUGGUCGAAUUAUUUAUUGCAUCUGUCAGAUGUCUUUCAGAAAAUACGUAAAAAAAAAGAACACGAAAAAUCUAAAAGGAGAUGUCAACAAAUUCGGAUCUGGUAAAAACAAUCAUAAUUUAUUUUUGGAAAAUCCCACCAAAGAUUUUCUGUUUUAUUAACUUCUACAACCAAGGGAAGGUACAAGGCGGUUUUAUAACGGAAAACAGCCUUCUCACAUCGUGUCCUGAGGUUGUCUUUGUCGUUCUUGCUUCAUCAUAAAAACAAUUUUCCUUCUUAAAAUCAUCUAAUAACGAAACCCAAUCUACCAAAAUCUGCAGAACUAAAUAAACGAGAGGAUUAAUAACCUGUUUCAAGUAUUGAAGGUUCUUGUCUUACUUUAUGCUUUUCUUGUAAAACCCAUCAGCAGCAAGCGAGAUAUACCCCAAGGAUAGUUACGCAAUGGAACAAUGGAAGUUUAUAGGAAUAAACUAGUGAUCCUCUGACCUCUGGAAAACUACAAAACAAAGAAUUAGCUUAGGUUUUAAACUUUGUAGAAAUGAGUUGUUUCUUGGGGUCAACCACGAACAGCAAAAGUAGGGAGAAUGAAGGCUCAUCCAUGGUUGCUGGUUAUGAACAACAGAACCCUCAGUGGAAUGAUAGGGGACAAAUAACUUCAUGGGAAUCAGUGGCAAUUAGCAAAGAAUCACCAAUCAAUAUUGAGGCAAAGAGUUACACAUUCCGUGAAUUAGCGGCUGCUACAAAUAGUUUCAAGCAAGAGUUCUUAAUUGGAGAAGGAGGGUUCGGGAGAGUUUACAAAGGGAAGCUGGAGAAAACAGGACAGGUGGUGGCUGUGAAGCAACUUGAUCGAAAUAGAUUACAAGGGAACAGAGAGUUUCUGCUAGAGAUCUCUGCGUUAAGUACUCUUAAUCAUCCCAAUCUUGUUGAUCUUAUUGGAUAUUGCGUUGAUGGAGACCAAAGACUUCUUGUUUAUGAGUUUAUGCCUCUUGGUUCCCUUGAAGAUCAUCUUCUCGUUAAACCAGAUGCUGCACCGGGACAACAACCAUUGGAUUGGAACACUCGGAUAAGGAUAGUCUUAGGAGCUGCAAAAGGGCUUGAGUAUCUCCACGAAAAGGCAAACCCUCCGGUGAUAUAUCGAGAUUUUAAAUCGUCGAAUGUACUGCUCAACAGAGAUUUCGAAGUAAAACUAUCAGAUUUUGGUUUGGCAAAACUUGGUUCGGUUGGUGACACACAAAAUGCAUCGUCCCGAGUUACGGGAACCUACGGUUAUUGUGCUCCUGAGUAUCAGAAAACCGGUCACCUUACGGUUAAAUCUGAUGUGUAUAGUUUUGGAGUCGUGUUGUUGGAACUCAUAACCGGUAAACGUGUUAUUGACACAACGAGACCGAGUUAUGAGCAAAACCUUAUCACUUGGGCACAACCGAUUUUCAGAAAACCAAAUAGAUUCCCGGAGCUAGCUGAUCCACUCCUUCGAGGCGAGUUCCCGGAAAAAAGUCUAAACCAAGCUAUAGCAGUAGCGGCAAUGUGUCUGCAUGAAGAACCAAUAGUUCGACCAUUAAUCAGCGAUGUCGUUACCGCCUUAAGUUUUAUGAGUACAGAAACCGAUUCAUCAUCUGGUUUCACGGGUAGCGUCCUAAAAUUUCAACCUUCGUCUGGUAAAAUUCAAACAGUGGAGGACCUGCUUCAAUAUUAGUCACCUCCAAGACAAAGAGAUGUGAACUUGCUACUAUAAAGACUUUUACAAAACGUUUCGAAACUUAUUUAUUUUCUUUCUUUUCAUUUAUUUAUUUAUUUAUAUAAAUAAUACUGUAUAGUUAAAUAUUCACGCCAUGUUUUUUUUUGGCCGUUUAAGCCAUGAUAUAUAUAGAGUUUUACCAAAAUAAAUUAAAAUUGAAUAUUUUCCCUUAGAAUAUGAUAUUUUGAUGAAACGGUAAAUAAAAUGACACUAUUUAAUCUGAUAUUUUUUGAGACUAAAGACUCUUAUAUUAUUCAAACAGGUGGUAUGAAAAUUUAAAUCAGAAUAGAAAAACAAACAUAAAAAAAUCUAUAUGAGCAGAUCUUGCAGUUAGGACUGGACAUUUUAUCCGGACCCGAGGACCCGAUCCGAAAUCGACCCAAAAAAUCCUGACCCAAUCCAUAAUCAACCUGAUCUUUUUACCCUAGUGGGUCUUGUUGUGAAAGACAUGCGGGUCUUGUUGUGAAAGACCCGCGGAUCAAAGAAAAACAUUAUUUGGAAUGACUUUCACCGGUAAGGACGGCUGCUCUUUUUGAGUUGUUGUAUCGGAAAGUCCAAUGAAUUCCCGUAAACAAACAGGGGAACUCUGAUUCUCGUACAAUCAACAUUUUCUUGGACCGACCCGACCCGAACCCGAGACCCGAGUGGGGUACCCAAAAGUCUGAAACUUCUAGUAUAUAUUAGGUAUAUAUGGGUGUUUCAGUUUAUUUUUGGUAUAAUGUGUAUUUUUUUUCUAAGUUUCAAAUCUUAGUUUUUGGGUAUGGUUUUGGAUUUCGGAUAAAAAUCUAGAUUUUCAAAAAUAUAAUUCGGAUAAUCAGAUAAAAUUUCGGAUAUUUUUCAUGUCCUUGGAUCAGAUUUUAGACAAAAUUUAUCAUAUUUUUCGAGUAUUUAAAUAUUUUUAGGUAUUUUCUAUGUGUUUUUAGGUAUAUUUUGGGGUUGGACCCGACAUGACCCAUCCGUAACCGAACUGAAUCCGAAUUGAUAACCUCUAAUUACCAUAUUGGGUCUAACUAUCUAAAACCCGAUCUGACCCGGACCCAAGAAGACCCGAACCGUUAAUUUCAAAUUACCAUAUUAGGUCCUAAACUUUUAGACCCGAAGGACCCGGACCCACAACGACCUGACCUAAACCCGACACGAAGACCCGAAUGCCCAAGCCUACUUGCAGUUAUAAUAGCUAAAGAACCAGUGGAUACAUUUUUUCCCAUGGUAUGUAGGAAAUAAUGAAUGAUUAAAAAAAUUGUUGUAGUGAUCCUAAACUCUUUUAGUUCUUUAAAAAGGUUGGCCGUGCAUGAAUGUCCCAUUCCUCGCAAUAAAGUCCUUUCACUCUACCCAAAAUGCUGAUAUGUUGAAUAUUGUAACAUGCUUUUCCCUUGCCCAUGAUUCCCGCUCCGAGUGCAAAUAUGUUGCAGGCUGAGAUUCAGACUACUCAAAUGGUCUGACUGAGGUUCAAACAGAUCGGACUGGACAAGAAGAACAGACGGACAGAGGGGCGGCUAGGCGGAUGCGAUGGAGAGAGGAUCGACCGAUUUGUACCUGAAACAAGAGAGAAUGAUUUUUUUUUUGAGUUCUUAUGGAUUUAAAAUGAAGAACAGGAAGUAAACUAACUGAGAAAUGAAGAACAGAAACAAAUAUGACUUUUUAUGAAUUUUUAUUAAGAAUGGCCGAUCUAAAUUACAAGAUGCAAAAUGAAACAAAACAAGAGAAAAAUAGAGAUGGCGGAUGGAUUCAAGUUGCUGAACGUGUCUCUCUCAACAAGAACAGGGGAUGGAGAUGGCAUGAAGAUGGAAUCUGGCUUGCUGGACUGAUGUCUCUCUCAAGCUGGAUCGGUGGAUGGAAUGGAGCGAGGAAUCGCCACAAGUUUGGUGAUGAAAACUUGUUAAGAUUCAAGGGUUCUUUCUAGCCGGCUUUACACACAAGUCUAGAGAGAAAAUCUUUGCUGGGGCAAACUGACUCAUAUAUUUCAUGAACUAAAAAAAAUACAAGGCUGCAUAUAGUGGGGAUUAAAUACCCGGCAGCUAUUCCCUUCUAGGGGACUUCAAGCAAAAACGACAUUGACUCUUUGGGACUCUAAAUCGUGAAGGCUUAAACAGAAUGGACCGACUCUACUUGGACUCUAAACAAAGGUUAAACAAAUGGCCUUGAAUUAUUGGACUCAAA
This is a messenger RNA of Brassica rapa (field mustard), 5155 nucleotides long. Its product is annotated as probable serine/threonine-protein kinase PBL24. The record is from RefSeq and is a predicted model, not a curated record. Lineage: Eukaryota; Viridiplantae; Streptophyta; Magnoliopsida; Brassicales; Brassicaceae. Gene Ontology annotation, biological process: protein phosphorylation. Gene Ontology annotation, molecular function: ATP binding; protein kinase activity.